AUGAUGAACCGGCAGCGAGGCUCACGCGCACACCUGUGCGACGUCAGUGAGGCUCACCUGCACACCUGUGUGGCAUCAGAACUAGUGAACAGCAGUGACAGGAGUGACGAUUACUAUUCAUCGACCAGUGAGGACUAUUAUAUGGACAAUGACACCUUACUGUGCUCCUUGGAGGAGGUGAGAAGGUUCUCCAGGUUGUUUGUGCCCAUUGCUUACGCCCUGAUAUGUGUCUUUGGCCUGUUGGGGAAUAUUUUAGUGGUGAUCACCUUUGCUUUCUACAAGAAGACCAAGUCCAUGACCGACGUGUACCUCUUCAACAUGGCCAUCGCAGACAUACUGUUUGUCCUCACGCUCCCCUUCUGGGCAGUGAACCACGCGAGCGGAGCAUGGCCCUUUAGUAACGUCACGUGCAAGCUGAUGAAAGGCAUCUAUGCCAUCAACUUCAACUGCGGGAUGCUGCUUCUGACCUGCGUCAGCCUGGACCGCUACAUCGCCAUUGUGCAGGCCACCAAGUCUUUCCGGCUCCGGUCCAAAACCUUAACACAUAGCAAGGCCAUCUGCUUCAUGGUCUGGGCGCUGUCCAUCGUCAUCUCCAGCUCCACCUUCACCUUCAACCAGAAGUACAGCCUGCAGGGCAUGGACGUCUGUGAGCCCAAGUACCACAACGUCUCCGAGCCCAUUCGGUGGAAGCUGCUGAUGCUCGGGCUACAGCUCCUCUUUGGCUUCUUCAUCCCACUGGUGUUCAUGAUCUUCUGCUACACGUUCAUUGUCAAAACCCUAGUGCACGCGCAGAAUUCCAAAAGGCACAAGGCCAUCCGGGUGAUCAUCGCAGUGGUCCUCGUGUUUCUCAUUUGCCAGACUCCCCACAACAUGGUUUUGCUCGUGACCGCUGUAAACCUGGGCAGCACAGGCCGGUCCUGCAGCGGCGAGAAGCUCAUUGGCUACACCAAGAACAUCACCGAGGUCUUGGCCUUCCUGCACUGCUGUCUCAACCCCGUGCUCUACGCCUUUGUGGGCCAGAAGUUCCGAAACUACUUCCUGAAGAUCAUGAAGGACCUGUGGUGUGUAAGAAGAAAACACCAGGCCGCCAGCUUCUCCUGCUCCUGGGUGUACUCCGAGAGCGCCACCUCCAGGCAGACCAGCGAGGUGGUGGACGAGAACAUGUCCUCCUUCACCAUGUGA
Messenger RNA from Elephantulus edwardii (Cape elephant shrew), 1182 nucleotides. RefSeq names its product chemokine (C-C motif) receptor 6 (gene CCR6). The record is from RefSeq and is a predicted model, not a curated record. NCBI's taxonomy places the organism in Eukaryota, Metazoa, Chordata, Mammalia, Macroscelidea, Macroscelididae. The transcript has 2 exons. Gene Ontology annotation, molecular function: C-C chemokine receptor activity. Gene Ontology annotation, biological process: chemotaxis; G protein-coupled receptor signaling pathway; positive regulation of dendritic cell chemotaxis. Gene Ontology annotation, cellular component: membrane. Bases 1 to 1182 code for a protein of 393 amino acids.